Molecule: messenger RNA, 348 nt
Organism: Acaulospora colombiana
Lineage: Eukaryota; Fungi; Glomeromycota; Glomeromycetes; Diversisporales; Acaulosporaceae
Source: the annotation of a GenBank genome assembly
AUGUCGUCUAAAGGAAGUUUGGCUACGGGGUCAUACACGAAAGCUACCAUGGAAAUGGCACUGAGGCAUAAGGAUUUCGUGAUAGGAUUUAUCGCAGGUGGAAAAUUUUCGAUAAACGAUGAUCAGGAUGAUUUCAUUAUUAUGACACCAGGAGUAGGGUUGGACGUUUCCGGAGAUGGACUUGGUCAACAGUAUAGGACACCAAGAGAUGUGAUCAUCGAAGGCGGUAGUGAUAUAAUCAUUGUGGGACGGGGAAUAUAUGGAAGUGGCAGGGACGUGAUAGCGGAAGCCCGACGUUACAGGGAUGCAGGGUGGAGCGCAUACGAAGAGAGAAUAGAAAAAAAAUAG